This is a messenger RNA of Lolium rigidum, 552 nucleotides long. Its product is annotated as 50S ribosomal protein HLP, mitochondrial-like. Lineage: Eukaryota; Viridiplantae; Streptophyta; Magnoliopsida; Poales; Poaceae. Gene Ontology annotation, cellular component: ribosome; mitochondrial large ribosomal subunit. Gene Ontology annotation, molecular function: large ribosomal subunit rRNA binding; structural constituent of ribosome. The transcript is spliced from 3 exons. The coding region runs from base 14 to 526 and encodes 170 amino acids. Gene Ontology annotation, biological process: translation. The record is from RefSeq and is a predicted model, not a curated record.
GUCACGCCAGGAGAUGGCGGCGUUCCUGAGGUCAAAGUGUUCGUCAGUUGGGCGUACUCUGAUGGGAAGCAUUGGAAACAAUCUGUAUGGGGGUGUUAACUCGUCUGUUGAAACCGUGGCGGGUUCAUCUCGCUGUGAUGCUAUCAGUCAGCAAAUCAGGACAUUCAUCCAGAUGAGAACCAACCUCAAGGUGGUAGACAACUCUGGAGCCAAGCGGGUCAUGUGCAUACAGUCCUUGAGGGGGAAGAAAGGAGCGAGGCUCGGGGACAUGAUAAUUGGUUCCGUGAAGGAAGCACAACCCCGUGGCAAGGUCAAGAAAGGUGAUGUGGUCUACGGGGUGGUCGUCCGUGCUGCUAUGAAGAAAGGGCGCAGUGACGGCAGCGAGGUCCAGUUCGAUGACAAUGCUAUAGUCAUAGUGAACAACAAGGGCGAGCUGAUUGGCACUCGCGUCUUUGGUCCUGUUCCCCACGAGCUCAGGAAGAAGAAGCAUCUCAAGAUCUUGGCGCUGGCUGAGCACAUUGUUUGAGACAUCGAGCUGUGCUUAGCCAUAUC